AUGUGCACCGGCGGGUGUGCCAGGUGCCUGGGGUGCAUCCUCCUGUUGCUUUCCAUCAUUGCCUUCCUGGCUAACGCCCUGCUGUUUUUACCUGGAGGAAAAGAGACAGACAACACCAGCCACCUUUCAGAAGAGGUCUGGUAUUUCGGAGGAAUAUUGGGAAGCGGGUUCUUGAUGCUCCUCCCUGCUAACAUAUUCUUGGACCUGAAUUACAAUGACUGCUGUGGGUGCUGUGGCAACGAGAAAUGUGGGAAGAGAUUUGCGAUGUUCACCUCCAUAAUAUUUGCUGUGAUUGGAUUCUUGGGCGCUGGAUACUCAUUUGUCAUCUCAGCCAUCGCCAUCAACAAAGGUCCUAAAUGUCUCAUGGAAAAUGGCCAGUGGGGCUACCCCUUCCACAAAAGGGAUUACCUCAGUGACAAAACCUUAUGGAGCAAGUGCUUGAAGCCUGAAAACGUGGUGUCCUGGAAUCUCACCCUCUUUUCCAUUCUGCUCGGCAUAGCAGUGAUCCAGAUGUGUCUCUGUGCCCUCCAAGUGCUCAACGGCCUCCUGGGGACAGUGUUAGGAGACUGCUGUGGGAUUUAUGAGGAAAAAGAGUGA
This is a messenger RNA of Miniopterus natalensis, 597 nucleotides long. Its product is annotated as transmembrane 4 L6 family member 4-like. The record is from RefSeq and is a predicted model, not a curated record. NCBI's taxonomy places the organism in Eukaryota, Metazoa, Chordata, Mammalia, Chiroptera, Miniopteridae. Gene Ontology annotation, cellular component: membrane.